CUCCACUUCUACAUUCUAUCCAUCUGUUUCAAACUUCUCUCUCUCUCCUCUCUGCUCUCUCUCUCUCUCUCUCCACCGAUAUUGAUAAAACCUAGUCGGUUCGGCAGAAAACGAGAAAGAAAAAAGGAAAGUGUAGUGAUGGACCUUCAAACACCAUGUAAUGCUUGCAUUUCGAUUAAUCGAAAACCAGAUACGCUGAGGAGGCACUCGUUUUCUAAAAGCAUCAGCCUUCCUAAUAACCGAUUUAAAACAAUGUCGGAGCUUCGAACACAAGUUGCCGUAAAAUAUGACACACAACAGUCACUCUCUGUUCCAUCUCAUAAAGUUACCGUACACGAUCGUCAACGUGAUGUUGUCUAUGAAUUUUUCGUUCCUGAGGACCAAUAUAUAUUGCACACGGCAGAAGAUCAGGAUAUUACUCUACCUUUUGCUUGCAGGCACGGGUGUUGUACAAGCUGUGCUGUUCGGGUUAAGUCUGGGGAACUCAGACAGCCAGAAGCACUUGGGAUAUCUGCUGAAUUGAAAUCCAAGGGGUAUGCACUUCUUUGUGUGGGCUACCCAUCAUCCGAUCUAGAGGUCGAAACGCAGGAUGAGGACGAGGUGUAUUGGCUUCAGUUUGGGAGAUAUUUUGCCAGAGGACCUAUCGAAAGAGACGACUAUGCAUUGGAGUUGGCCAUGCUAGACGAGUAAGCUUUUGUUGCCUACUGUUUUUGAUGAUCGGGAUUUGUCCAGUGAAAAAUGUAGUUGUAUGAUACUCUCUUUCUUGUCUUCUUUCAAUAUAAUACGAGUUCUUUUCUGCAACUUUGUGCGACUUGAUAAUUUUCCGUCCCCAAUGAUAAAAAUUGCGACAUAAUUUUCCGGGCAAA
Molecule: messenger RNA, 866 nt
Organism: Erythranthe guttata (spotted monkey flower)
Lineage: Eukaryota; Viridiplantae; Streptophyta; Magnoliopsida; Lamiales; Phrymaceae
Gene: FDC2
Product: 2Fe-2S ferredoxin-like superfamily protein
Biological process (GO): electron transport chain
Cellular component (GO): chloroplast
Molecular function (GO): electron transfer activity; 2 iron, 2 sulfur cluster binding
Source: RefSeq, a predicted model, not a curated record